Molecule: messenger RNA, 1645 nt
Organism: Vicugna pacos (alpaca)
Lineage: Eukaryota; Metazoa; Chordata; Mammalia; Artiodactyla; Camelidae
Source: RefSeq, a predicted model, not a curated record
CUGAAUCCAGCCUGGGUACAUGGCAAGUUGCUUAAGGUGCCUUUAUUUCCAGAGCAGCAUUUGUAGAGUUAAUAUCAUUUUCCUCUUGGGCACGCCUACCUUUGGCUUAAUUGGAGAUCCCUUUGCGUGUAGGAGACAACUGCAAGGAAUUAGUUUGUGGGGAAAUCCCGAGAGAGUAUCUUAACUACUGGCCAUCAGUAUUCCUGGCUCAGAUCGAGGUCUAGGUAAAAGAAACGAACAGUUGGGCCUGGGUCUCAAACGAGGAAGAGCGAGACCACCGAGAAUCCGGUGGCCGGGGUCAGCCUGGCGGAGUAGGGUUGGUAACCCAAGGAAGAAAACAGCCCAAAGAUGAGAGUGAUUCGCGUGGGUACCCGCAAGAGCCAGCUGGCCCGCAUACAGACGGACAGUGUGGUGGCAACGCUGAAAGCCUUGUACCCAGGCCUGCAGUUUGAAAUCAUUGCUAUGUCCACCACAGGGGACAAGAUUCUUGAUACUGCACUCUCUAAGAUUGGAGAGAAGAGCCUGUUUACCAAGGAGCUGGAACACGCUCUGGAGAAGAAUGAAGUGGACCUGGUUGUUCAUUCCUUGAAGGACCUGCCCACAGUGCUUCCUCCUGGCUUCACCAUUGGAGCCAUCUGCAAGCGGGAGACCCCUUAUGAUGCUGUUGUCUUUCACCCCAAAUUUGUUGGGAAGACCCUAGAAACAUUGCCAGAGAAGAGCGUGGUGGGAACCAGCUCCCUGCGGAGAGCGGCCCAGCUGCAGAGAAAGUUUCCACAUCUGGAGUUCAAGAGUAUUCGGGGAAACCUCAACACACGGCUUCGGAAGCUGGAUGAGCUGCAGGAGUUCAGUGCCAUCAUCUUGGCCGCAGCUGGCCUGCAGCGCAUGGGCUGGCAGAAUCGGGUGGGGCAGAUCCUGCAUCCCGAGGAGUGCAUGUAUGCUGUGGGUCAGGGGGCCCUGGCGGUGGAAGUCCGAGCCAAGGACCAGGACAUCUUGGAUUUGGUGUGUGUGCUGCAUGAUCCAGAGACUCUGCUUCGCUGCAUUGCUGAACGGGCCUUCCUGAGGCACCUGGAAGGAGGCUGCAGUGUGCCAGUGGCAGUGCAUACAGCCAUGAAGGAUGGCCAGCUGUACCUUACUGGAGGAGUCUGGAGUCUGGAUGGCUCAGAUAGCAUGCAAGAGACCAUGCAGGCCACCAUCCAUGUCCCUGCCCAGCAUGAAGAUGGCCCUGAUGAUGAUCCACAGCUUGUGGGCAUCACUGCCCGGAACAUCCCACGAGAAGCUCAGCUGGCUGCCGAGAACCUGGGAGUAAGCUUGGCCACCUUGUUGCUGAACAAAGGAGCCAAGAACAUUUUGGACGUUGCACGGCAACUCAAUGAUGCCCACUAAUUUGUCUGUGGGGCACAGAUGCCUGGGUUGCUGCUGUUCAGUGCCUACAUCCCAGCCCUCAGUGCCCCAUUCUCGCUGUUACCCUGGGGAGUGAUUACCCCAAGGGGACUGAACUGCAGAGGCUUCCAUAGGCUCAUCUCACCUUGGGGCCUUGAUUACUGCCUUGCCUUCUCAUGUGGAGGCUCCACCUCUAGAGAAAAUGUCUAAUAAGCCACAGCCUUUGAAUGUAACCAAUUCUACUAAUAAAGCACAUUUGAGGGUG